Molecule: messenger RNA, 843 nt
Organism: Aspergillus saccharolyticus JOP 1030-1
Lineage: Eukaryota; Fungi; Ascomycota; Eurotiomycetes; Eurotiales; Aspergillaceae
Product: NudC domain-containing protein
Exons: 4
Coding region: 144-734 (196 amino acids)
Biological process (GO): protein folding
Cellular component (GO): cytoplasm
Source: RefSeq, a predicted model, not a curated record
GGAGCUUCUCCACCCCUCGCAUCCCCCGCGGCUGCUUCUCUUUUUCCUCAACAACUUCUCUCACACCAAGGCCUCUCUAUUUUCUCAACUCGCUUAUCAACUUGAACUAACCCCACCCUGCCCCUCAGAUAACCCCUCAGACAAUGUCUGAAUCCAACCCCACCCCCGCAGACCUCGCCGCGCGCGACGCCGAAGAACAAGCCCGCAAGGCGGCCGAGGAGGCCGAGCAGGCCACCCUCCCCUACAAAUGGACGCAGACGAUCCGCGACGUGGAAGUGACGAUCCCGGUGCCAGGCCAUCUGCGCGGCCGGGAUUUGGACGUGGUGCUGACCAAGACAAAGAUUAAAGUGGCGAUUAAGGGGGAGAGUGCUAUUAUUGAGGGCGAAUUCCCCCACCCGAUUAUCGUGGACGAGAGCUCCUGGACGCUGGAGACGACCUCGCAGCCUCCCGGCAAGGAGGUGGCCGUGCACCUGGACAAGGCCAACAAGGUGGAGUGGUGGCCGCAUGUGGUGACGGGGGCGCCCAAGAUCGAUGUCAGCAAGAUCACGCCCGAGUCGUCCAAGCUGAGUGAUUUGGAUGGAGAGACUAGGGCGAUGGUCGAGAAGAUGAUGUACGAUCAGCGGCAGAAGGAGAUGGGCGGGAUGACUAGCGAUGAGCAGAAGAAGAUGGAAAUUCUGAAGAAGUUCCAGGCGGAGCAUCCUGAGAUGGAUUUCUCGAAUGCGCAGAUCGGUUAGGGGAUGGUUCUUAAUGUGUAUGAAGUAAUGAGAUUGCAUUGCAUCUUUGAUUGUGGACCGUGUACUGGUUGUUGUUUAGUAUACCUUUACCUUAGUAGUUACAUUACUG